Priapulus caudatus is the source of this 618-nucleotide messenger RNA. Its product is annotated as 3-oxoacyl-[acyl-carrier-protein] reductase FabG-like. Gene Ontology annotation, molecular function: oxidoreductase activity. The transcript has a single exon. The annotation marks the transcript as partial. The record is from RefSeq and is a predicted model, not a curated record. NCBI's taxonomy places the organism in Eukaryota, Metazoa, Priapulida, Priapulimorpha, Priapulimorphida, Priapulidae.
AUGAUGCUAGAAAAUCAAAUAGCAUUGGUAACAGGCGCCAGUCGCGGCAUAGGGCAAGCGAUUGCACUACAAUUAGGCCAGAAUGGCGCAACCGUUGUUGGAACAGCUACCAGCCAGAUUGGUGCCGACGCCAUUAGUCAAUACUUGCAAGAAGCAGGCAUCAAGGGCAUGGGUAUUGCACUGAACGUUAAUGACACAGCUCAACUUAAUGACGUCAUUGAAAAAAUUAAAACUACAUUUGGCGAUAUUUCCAUCUUGGUUAACAAUGCGGGAAUCACACGAGACAAUCUACUAGCCAGAAUGAAAGAUGACGAAUGGGACGACAUUAUAGAAACCAAUUUAAAGUCUGUUUUUCGUUUAAGUAAAAUCGUAUUGCGCGCCAUGAUGAAAGCUCGUUUCGGUCGCAUCAUUAAUAUUUCCUCUGUUGUCGGCACUAUAGGCAAUGCAGGGCAAGCCAAUUACGCGGCAGCAAAAGCGGGAAUUUUUGGUUUUAGCAAGUCAUUAGCACGUGAAGUUGGUAGCCGUAAUAUCACAGUUAAUAGCAUCGCACCGGGGUUUAUUGAUACCGAUAUGACCCGCGCAUUAUCAGAAGAGCAACAACAAAGCUUGAUUCAGCAU